AAUAAAAUAAAUGAGAAUUGCUAUAUUGGCUCUUGUAGUUAUUUGUGCAUUAUGCGGUCAUAAUAUGAGACAUAAAAAGAGGUAUAUGUUUUAAUUAAUUAGAAAAGUACUGUAGGAGAAGUACAUGACUUAAGUAAUGAUGUUGGAGUAAUAGACAAAUCUGAAGUGUAAGUAACACCACCUCUUACAAAAUAAUAAUAUUAAAUAAAUAAGGCUGCUAAAUAAACUACACAUGCUAUUGAAUAAGCAUUAAAACAUUCUACAACAACAAAUUUACUUGAAGUUUAAUAAUCAUUUAAUGAUGAUGUGAUUGAUAAUAUUCCUUUUGUUGAAGACACUAUUGAUUAAAUGGUAAGUACUAAAUAAGAAGAUGUAUAUUCAAAUGAUGGCAAUUCACCAGAUAUGGGUACAAGUGCUGAAAAUUUUGAAGGCUCUGAAGCUCCUAUGACAUCAGAAGAUAAUUAAACAACUCCUUAAGAUGAAUAUUAUGCCAAAGAAACUAUUAUUACUAAUGAAGAUGUCUCUUUAAUUUAAUUAACUGAGAUUGAUGCACUUGCAGAUCUUGAUACAAGCAUGCCAUUAUUUGAUGAAGAUUUCAAAUUUGAUGAGUAAGCUUUAUAAGAAACCCCAUUAAAUCUUGGAGUUGAUGAUAUCCCCCAAGUUUAAGCGGAAUCAAAUUCAUAAGAAGAAAUAUCAUCUGAUUUAGAACGAUAAACUAAUGAAAUGGUUGAAGCUUUGAUGAAUGAUUAGGAUAUUUUAAUAAAUGAAGUUUAACUCAUUCAAGUUGCAGAUAGAGGAUUCUAUUGA
Molecule: messenger RNA, 807 nt
Organism: Paramecium sonneborni
Lineage: Eukaryota; Ciliophora; Oligohymenophorea; Peniculida; Parameciidae
Source: the annotation of a GenBank genome assembly